AUGCCGGCUAUCGACGCGAGCGUGGCGCCGCAGGUGCCUCUGCAAUCCCUGCCGGUCGUGCAGGAGGCUGUCCCCUUUCCGACGUCGCUCCCGCCAUCGCCGCCCGAGCCGCCAGCGCCGCGGUACGGCACGGCCGUCGGCUUCCUCGCGAGGGGGCCGGGGAUGGAGCCCGUCCUCUCGCUCAGCCUCGUGGUCGGCGCGGUCGGCGCCGCCGGAGCCGCAUUGUCCGCGCACCAAAGCGAGAUGGCGUCCAUCUUCCCCGUCUUCUUUGGCGCGGUGUGCCUCAGCUUGGCCGCCUUCUCCGUGUCCAACGCGCUGCUCUGCGGCGACGAAUUGGCUCGCGCGUGGGCGUUCGUGAUCCCGCUUCACCCUCUUCCGCUGACGGCGCUACUGUGGCUCGUCCCCGCGGACGAUCUUCUGCGCGCCAAGGAGAGCAUGGACAGCUUUCGUGUGCCCGGGACUGUAUUAGUUGGGGCAAUCGGGGCGGUGACCGCCACCAUGCCGCGCCCCCUUCGCUGGAAGUGCAUGGUGGCGGCCGGCUUCCUUCUGUCGACUGCCAGCAAUUUCGGUGUGGCCACGUACCUACUCGACGAGCGGCUCUCCUUCAUUUACGAGAUGUUCCCCUACCACCUCUCGACCCUGGGCAGCCUCGCCCUCACCCUCCUCUGCCAGAAGGUCAUCAAGGAGUUCAUCGGGCAGCAGAUCAUGGUGCGUGCUGCCCCCAAGCCACUGACGAUGCUGCCUUGGGUGAGCGUCAACUUCGAGGACGGUGGCGUCAACGAGCGCGUCACCAGAGCCUGCCUGGCGGGCGCAUUCGCGUGCAUUUGUCUCCUCGUCGUGUCCCACCACCUCCUCCUCUUCCGGGAGCAGAGGGAGGAGUGGGGCAUGCGACGUGAUGCGGCCGACGCGAUGCCGACCGGCAGCCAUGGCGGCGGCCGUGGUGGCGGCAUGGUCCCGCAGGUGGCGACCCUCUUUGCCUUCUACACGCUCGGGCUGUGCGUGCUGGCCGCGGCCUUGCCGACGAGCGCCGACCUGCGGCGUGGUCGGCAGUUUCUGCUCGUCGUCACCGUCCUCAUGCUCACCUCCGCCGUCGAGACCGUGCGCAACUUGUGGCCGCGGGUGGCGGCGCUCCCGGAUGAGGCGAGCGCCCCCUACCACCACGCGCUGCUGGCAGGCCGCGUGCUGCUCUGGCUGGCGGCUGUCGUCGGCACCGCUUCCGGCGCCGCCUGCCGUUGGCGCUUCGUGAAGCUCGUGCCCUGUGCCGAUGCCACGCUCGGGCUGGUGAUGCUCCUCGGCAUCUUCCUCACACAUGCGCGGGCGACGUCGUUCCGCGACGCCUUGCACAUGCCCGUGGCAUCCUCGUGCAGCACCGGCUUCUGCCACGCCGCUGGCGACGCGUCCUUUGGCUGGGUGCUCGCGGUGUGCGCGACCAACGUUGCAUUGCUGCUGAUGCUCGGCGUGAGCCUCUCGCCUGCGAGCCGUGCAGGGCUCGCGGCGAGGGCCAAGCAUAGUCUGAGGGUUAGGUUUUUGGAGCUUCGGGUGCUUUUACGCUUUUGA
This is a messenger RNA of Emiliania huxleyi CCMP1516, 1557 nucleotides long. RefSeq lists its product as hypothetical. Bases 1 to 1557 code for a protein of 518 amino acids. The record is from RefSeq and is a predicted model, not a curated record. NCBI's taxonomy places the organism in Eukaryota, Haptophyta, Isochrysidales, Noelaerhabdaceae. The transcript has a single exon.